Messenger RNA from Rhizoctonia solani, 1872 nucleotides. RefSeq names its product dual-specificity kinase. The transcript has 8 exons. The coding region runs from base 1 to 1872 and encodes 623 amino acids. NCBI's taxonomy places the organism in Eukaryota, Fungi, Basidiomycota, Agaricomycetes, Cantharellales, Ceratobasidiaceae. The record is from RefSeq and is a predicted model, not a curated record. Gene Ontology annotation, biological process: protein phosphorylation. Gene Ontology annotation, molecular function: ATP binding; protein kinase activity. Gene Ontology annotation, cellular component: nucleus.
AUGUCUACACGAGUGCAGCUGCCACCGCCCGCCACUCCGAUGGCAUCUUUCCGUUCUUCGUAUACCCACUCGAUGAUGCCGCCUGCACCAGCGCCCCAGGCAGCGACCCGGAAGCGGAAGCGACCUGCGCCGAACGUAGCGUUCCACUCUGUUAUCGAAGACGACGGCCGUGGCCACCAGCGCGAAGUGGUAGUGAUCGAAGACACACCGCCGCCCGCAGCGCCGGCGCAUGUUGCGUCGCCGUCGAGCACAGCUGCCACGGCCCAGUACGGCCACCAGUCUGCUUAUGCAACCCGGUAUGCGCUUGCCCACAGCUAUGUACCUCCGCCGCCCUCGUCUCAUGUCAGCUCCACCUCGCUUGCUCCGUCUCCCAUGCCCUUGCCGCCCCGCAGGACCCGCGCUCAGGUUGCCGCCGCCUCAGCCGCUUCCUCUUCUGCCAUUCCCCAGCUCAAUCCCCCCGCUACUAAGCGCAGGCGGAAGGACAAUACGGCCACCACUCCCGCUGGCUCGCUUUACGAGACCUCCCUUGCUCCGUCCGUUUCUGCCCUUCCUACCACCGGUCCGUCCUCAGCCGCUUUCGCUCGCAAGGCCCUUGCCAGCAAAGCAUAUCAAAAUGGCUUCAACGCCGGAACCACAUCCAUUAAACAAUGGCCUACAACGGUCCCUUCAGUCAGUACCGAAAGUGUUCGUGAUUCUCAUUCCUCCCAGGUCUCAAACCGUCCCCCUUCUACUGUCUGCGAUGACAAGGAAGGCCAUUACAUCAUCAAACAGGACGAUAUCAUCCACAGCCGAUACCGCGUGGUCCGAUUAUUGGGCCAAGGGACCUUUGGCAAGGUAGUGGAAGCCAUAGACAUGGUCCAUCCAUUAUAUUCCAGCAAUGGCGGCCGCAGCCACCUGCGUCCAAACACUGAUUAUCCCCCUAAUGCUGGCCGCGUCGCCAUCAAGAUUAUCCGUGCUGUUCCCAAGUAUCGCGAUGCCUCCAAGAUUGAAAUCCGCGUGCUUAAACGACUAAAAGAAUCUGAUCCCCAAAAUACGAGGCAAGUUCGUCCCGCACUGCGCUUGCGUCACACGUUCUUACCCCUUCCAACAGAAAUUGUAUUCAUUACCUUGAAACAUUCGACCAUCGCAACCACAUUUGAGAACCAAUUUACACCUUUCCCUCGAAGGCAUAUUCAGGAUUUCGCCCGCAGCUUGUUGGACAGCGUAGCUUUCCUGCAUGACUUGCAGCUAAUUCACACGGAUCUGAAACCUGAAAAUAUCCUCCUCGUAGAUAGUUCCUACGAUGCGCGUCCAAUGCCCCCCGGAUUAGGUCGACGCGGUCAGUCGAGGCAUAUCCUUCGCAAUACCUCGAUUCGCCUAAUCGACUUUGGUUCGGCUACAUUCUCCGACGAGUAUCACUCCACCGUCGUUUGUACGCGGCACUACCGGGCCCCAGAGAUCAUCUUGGGUCUCGGUUGGUCAUUCCCCUGUGAUGCAUUCUCACUCGGCUGCAUAUUGGUCGAGCUGUAUACGGGCGUCGCUUUGUUCCAGACACACGACAACCUUGAACAUCUCGCAAUGAUGGAGAAGGUCAUGGGAAAGAUGCCCGAGCGAUUGUGUAAACAAGGUCAACGAUACAAGCCCGAGUUCUUUACUACCACCAAGGGCGCCGUCAAGCUGAACUUUCCAAACCGAGGUGUAUCAGCUCAAAGCAAAAAGGAAGUCAAAGAGGUUAAAUCUCUACAUCAAAUUAUCCCAAACACCGAUAUUAUCAACCAAGACUUCCUUGACCUGGUCCAGAGGUUGCUGAACCCCGACCCUAACACCCGUAUCACUGUCCGCGAAGCCCUCAAACACCGCUACUUCUCGCAUGCCGUUCCGAUCGAAUGGUAA